Liolophura sinensis is the source of this 3107-nucleotide messenger RNA. RefSeq names its product meprin A subunit beta-like. The transcript is spliced from 10 exons. The coding region runs from base 459 to 1796 and encodes 445 amino acids. The record is from RefSeq and is a predicted model, not a curated record. Gene Ontology annotation, molecular function: metalloendopeptidase activity; zinc ion binding. Lineage: Eukaryota; Metazoa; Mollusca; Polyplacophora; Chitonida; Chitonidae. Gene Ontology annotation, biological process: proteolysis.
UAGUUAGAAUAUAUCAGAGUUUUGUUUGUUUUGGAUAAAGAUGGGAGGACACCGUGGAGGAGGACAUAUAGCUGAGGAGAGCACCGGGGAGGAGAACAUAUAGAUAAAAAGGAUACCGGGGAGAAGGACACCUAAAUUAGGGGGAUACCAGGGAGGAGUGCAUAGAGCUGAGGAGGAUACGGGGAAGAAGGAUAUAUAGAAGAGGAUGAUACCGGGGAGGAGGACAUAUAGAUGAGGAGGAUACCGGGGAGGAGGGCAUAUAGAUGAGGAAAAUACCAAGGAGGAGGACAUAUAUAUGAGAAGGAGGACAUACAAGACAUAUAGAUUAAGAGGACACCGGGAAGGAGGACAUAUAUAUGAGGAGGAUACCGGGGAGGAGGACAUAUAGAUGAGGAGGAGAUGAUAUGUACUCACAUCUCUGUUAAGCGCAGUAAAUAAAGGCAGUAGAAGGCGCACUGAUGAGGCAACCUGCUGAUAGGAGGCCUGUACAGGGAAACAUGAGCGCACAUGGAACUUGGCCGAGGAGGAACACUCAUGAGUUUCCAGCGUUUUUACGGCGUCAGGAGAGAAGUGUGGUGCGACCACGUGAUUGGUUGUGGCACGACCGGGAAAUACCUUAUAUCCUGAGCAGUUCUAUCGGUCUGAAUGUGAGGAAGGCUUUCCACGCCGCGGUGAAGGACAUAGAGGAAUCGUCAUGUCUGAAAUUCAAAAGGAGAAACAACGAAGAGGACUAUCUGUUUAUUUCCAGCAUGGAUGGAUGUUGGUCAGAUGUGGGACGAGUCGGUGGCAAACAAGAUGUGUCUCUGGCAGAAAACUGUAAUAGUAAAGGUAUAGCUCUCCAUGAGCUUCUCCACGCUCUGGGAUUCUGGCAUGAACAUUGCAGGCUUGAUAGAGAUCAGCACAUCCAAAUAAUGUGGCAGAAUAUUGAGGAUGGACUGGACUACAAUUUCGACAAGCACGAUUGGCUUUACAAUGAUUUACAGGAACUCCCUUACGAUUAUGACUCUAUCAUGCACUACAACGCUUAUUCCUUCUCGGCUAACCGAAAGCCGACGAUAGUUCCGAUAGGCAAUACCGACAAAGAGAUAGGCCAGAGAAGAGGUAUGAGCGAAUUAGACGCCAAAAAGCUCAAUAAACUCUACAGCUGCGACAAACCACAUGGCUGGUCCAGCUGGGGCGAUUGGUCACCGUGCUCAAACGAAUGCUUACGGAUAAGAGAAAGAUUCUGUAUAGGUGUCCAUAAGAAGAGGUGUCAAGGAGAUUCCCAGCAAAUAGAAACGUGUCCAAGUACAUGUUAUCCUGUUAACAGGUUUGGCUGUUGGAAAUAUGAUCGUUCCAAUCCAAGUAUAUCGUCCCUGGAGGGUCGUACUACGAUGCUCAGAACGAUGCACCUGGAACGGAUUGAUCCGAUCCGACAGUGCGCAGACGCAGCGGGAGCACUAGGGUACAAGGUUUUCGCUCUGACGAAUGACUCGGUGUGUUUGAGCUCACCCACAGCCCACCUGACCUAUAUGAGGGACGGGCCGUCGGAGUCGUGUACCUACAUCGACAGGGGAAAGUUGGAUUCCAUGUAUGCCUUCACACUGGAAUUUGAUGCGGCUGUAGACGGACAAUGGGGAAUGUGGUCAGAAUGGUCGAAGUGCUCGGUCACGUGCGGAACGGGUAGUAUGACAAGAAACCGGAUAUGUAACAACCCAGAACCGGACAAUGGUGGCCGGGAGUGUGUGGGAAAUGAUCAGGCCACUGAACAGUGCCACAUGAAGGACUGUCUCCGGUGGUUUUACCCUUCCGGUUAACCAAGUUAAGCACAUGCGUACUGGCUGAAUACCUACGAGCUGUAUUUAUCUCACAAUCCCAACAAUGUAGUCGUAAUUUUGCAUUAGAACUGACAAUGUGGUAAACCGAGACUGGGAUGUAAAGGUGAGCAAGUUAAAAGACAAGACGGCACCUGGCUAAAACAUAUUUCAGUCGAAAGCACGAUAGUCAAGCCUUCUAAAAAGUAUUAUACUUUAGUAUUUCAAUGAGAUGUCACCGAAUGACAUGUAAAACAAAAUGACAAUACCACACAGAGGACUGGUGUGAAAAGAUGCAGCCAUCUUGAGAAUUUUAUCCAAUCAAACACGUUGUUAUCAGAUUGUGCGGCCUAAGCUGUGACGUAGCCUUUACCCAUUCACUCCAUGAAGUGACAUAACACAAAACUACUGCAUAGGACAUCAUUUUGAGAUUGUUUACAACGACUUAGUUACGUGUAGCCGACGGGCCAUUUCACACAAUGUUGUGGGGCAGGUCUGUAUCAUUUACGGACCACCACAGGUGUAAAUCAGAUGAUUUACAAGCCGUGUGAAAUUCACCGAUGGAAUGACGAAUUAUGUCAGACAGUAGCAUACCGUCUCGUCUCAUUCAUCUCCCAAAGUAUAUGUUUUGUUGUUCAUUUUAGCGUUUAGUCAGCAGUUUCUACAUAACUAUGAUCAGAGUCAGAGCAAAAUUUAUUAGAGAUGCCGAAAGUUUAUGGAAAUGAGAAGACGGCAUCUCACCAUAAAACGCUAAAAUUUUUUUCUCUCUUAAUUUAUUACAACUGAAGAAUUUAAAUUUUGCUCCUUCUUGCAAGUAAGGUUUUUUUUUGUGUGCUGUCUUCUUGAAACGCCAUGUUCAAGCCGAGGUGCUUUCUCUGACGUCCGCGAUAACUAGGUUAGCACUGCUUUCAUCUUAGAAGCCACCGCUUCAAAAUUGAAGCAUAAAAUCCAGCCACAGUCAAAUGCUUAAAUCAGCCUCAGUGAUACUUAAAUUUAUUUCCAUUUGUUUCAGAAUUAAGCAUGAAUCUUAUUGUAAUUUUUUUACACAUUUAAUUGGGGUCAAAACUCACCAGCACAACCCAUCAGGACGCUAUGAUCUGAACCAGGGAUACCCCGGCCCUGCAUCUGUAGCUAGGUUAUUGAAGCUUCUCACCAAUGCGGUCGCUGUGAGUUCAAGACCAGCUCAUGCUGGCUUCCUCUCCGGGCGUACGUGAGAAGGUACGGCAACACCCGGUUUCCACCCACCGUAAUGCUGGCCGCCGUCGUAUAAGUGAAAUAUUCUUGAGUACGGCGUAAAACACCAAUCAAAUAAAU